Messenger RNA from Lates calcarifer (barramundi perch), 1883 nucleotides. It is a transcript of the gene spdya, whose product is annotated as speedy/RINGO cell cycle regulator family member A. Gene Ontology annotation, molecular function: protein kinase binding. The record is from RefSeq and is a predicted model, not a curated record. The coding region runs from base 290 to 1225 and encodes 311 amino acids. Gene Ontology annotation, biological process: positive regulation of cyclin-dependent protein serine/threonine kinase activity. Lineage: Eukaryota; Metazoa; Chordata; Actinopteri; Centropomidae. The transcript has 7 exons.
UAUGCCGACUGAUGAAUGCGUUAUUUUCUGUCUUAGCUUUUUAUACCUUGUUAACUGUUAGCAUUCGCUCUGCUUCUCAAGGAUAGUAUUCGCCUCAGCUUUUAGCGCUGUCAGUUUCUGUGCCGUUGUGUUAGUUGCACUGAACGCUGGCAAAUUUGAUUGGUUUCGUUGCUUGUUUCCUAACUCUGCAUCAUAGUCAAAGGGAAGCUGACUAUUUGUUUGAGGACGUUCUUCGCGUUAAGAACACAACACAGACCUCUUCACCUCUCACGAUCCAGCCCGCAGCACCAUGAAGCAUACACACCGGUGCUGCCAGACUCCCCCCUCAGUAACUGUCCGGGUCAAACCCAACAGUGCUCACACCCUCCAAAUCAGAAGAGGUCUCCGGCUAAAAAGAGCCAACGGACAGGACACCCAGGGCCCAUAUGGGAAGAGCCAGCUGAGCCAGCGUCAGGAUGAGGCCCAUUAUGCUAAGAUGACCAUGCUUCCAACUAUUGUCAUCCAGCGGCAGGAAAUGGCAUCAUUCUUCAGACUUUUUGAUGAUGAUCUGAUCCAAGACUUCCUGUGGAUGGACUGUUGCCGUAAAAUGACAGACAAGUACCUUCUAGCCAUGACCUUUGUGUACUUCAAACGGGCCCACUUCACAAUUGCUGAAUACACCAGGAAGAAUUUUUUCAUUGCACUGUAUCUUGCCAACACCAUGGAGGAGGAUGAGGAGGAGAGUAAGUAUGAGAUUUUUCCAUGGGCGCUGGGCAAGAACUGGAGGAAGCAGUUUCCGCGCUUCCUCAAGCAGCGAGACAAGCUGUGGGGCCGCAUUGAGUACAGAGCUGCUGUCAGCAGGCGCUGCUGUGAAGAGGUGAUGGCCAUUGUGCCCUCUCACUAUGUGUGGCAGCGAGAGAGAUCAGAGCUCCACAGUGGCGCCCAGCGACAGUACGGUGAUCGAGACCACACCCGUAUUCCACGCGGGCCCUCUGCCUCCCCAUUCUCCUGUGCCCUCUGUAACCAUGACACUAAGUUAGAUCAGGGCCUGGUCUCCUCUUCUCCCAACAGAGGCUCCUCUGCACAGACCCCAAACACCACCUAUCCACACCCAUUCACCUCCUUGCUAACUCUGGAGACCACCCCACUCAGAGCUGCAGCCUCUUGCAGGAAAUUGGUGGAGACUAAGAGCCACAUGAAGCAUUCCUCCUGCUGCUGUGCUGAGGAGGUUCCAAGUAAGGGAUGAGUCUCUUGUGGAUCUGCAUAUGACACCUCUAUGGACUGGAUCAAUGAGGAGUAGAGUGCCACCAUCUCAGCAGUUUCACUACUUCCCUCUUCAUACAGGCAGAGCAGAUCUGUGUAUUAUCUUCUCUCCACUUUAAUACCACUUCUACCCUGAAGUAAAGGCCUGAAUCACAAGUGUAACCUGCUAGUUUGUGUUCAUCUCCAGCAGCAUGAUACUGAUUUUAUCAUAACUUUGUCAGAACAAAGUUACUUGUUCAAAGGACAAUAACUACAUUAUUCCAUACAUCAUAACCUAAUAGAAACAUGCAUUAAGAUUACUGUGAUAUGAGAGUAUUAUUGUAAAGGCUUGUUUAACCUACACACAGUUCCUGCUAUUUAUUUAUUUAUUUAGUUGUUAUUUAUUUACUGAAGCACUUGUGAUUUUUUUGACGACCACUUAUUCACAGAUGGUAAAAGAUACUUGAGUUUUGAAAUGAGUUUCAGACAUUUUGGCCGAACUGAAGUUUAGUCACUAAUGGAUACGUGUCUUCAACAUAGUCUGUCACAUACUGGGAUUUUACCAGGGGGUGUUUUUAGUAAUGUUGCCAUUGUGCCUGUUAAAUCCCACACUGCCUCUUGAGUUUCAAUAAAGGGUUGAACUUGAAUUAAUCAUUUUGAGG